AUGGGAGAGGCAUCCAGUAGCACAGGGGUUCAGAAAACCCCGAUUCCUGCUCCAACCGCAUACAGCAAGUCUCCCGAGAAGGCAGCAUUGACCGAGGAGCAGCAAUCAAAGUAUGACUGGCUUUUGGAAAAGGCAAAGGGUUGGACUGCGGUCGCCUCCACGCAAGAAAAGGGCGGUCCGCUCACCGAUAGCGAGAGGCUGUGGCUCACACGAGAGUGUCUGUUGAGGUAUCUCCGUGCCACGAAAUGGAAGAAGGAGGACGCCGAGAGGCGUAUCCUAGAAACUCUCACUUGGCGGAGAGAGUAUGGCGUUGACGAGCUUACCCCUGAGCACAUCUCACCCGAGAACGAGACCGGCAAGCAGAUCAUCCUCGGGUUUGACAAGCAAGGCCGCCCAUGCCAGUACCUGAACCCAGGCCGCCAGAACACAGAUGUUUCGCCUCGCCAGAACCAACACCUCGUGUUCAUGCUUGAGCGAUCCAUCGAGCUUAUGCCACCGCAGCAGGAGACCUUGGCUCUGCUUAUCAACUUCAAGUCGAGCAAGAGCAGAUCAAACACUGCACCAGGAAUAGGUCAAGGCAAAGAAGUCCUGAACAUCCUGCAAAGCCACUACCCCGAGAGACUGGGGAAGGCGUUGAUCAUCAAUGUUCCUUUCCUGGUCUGGGGCUUUUUCAAGCUGAUUACGCCCUUCAUCGACCCCCUCACCCGGGAGAAGCUCAAGUUCAACGAGGAUAUGAGCCAAUACGUCCCCAAAGAGCAGCUGUGGACGGAAUUCAUGGGUGAUCUGGAGUUCGAUUACGACCACUCAGUCUACUGGCCAGCACUAGUGAAGAUGUGCGAGGAAAGGCGCGCCGAAAGAAGAGAAAGAUGGGAAGCAGGUGGCAAGCAGAUUGGUGAGCUUGAGGAUUACUUAGGCGGCCUGGCUCCUCAGGGAAUCGCACCCCUUGUUGUGAAGGAGAACGAGAAGGAGCGUGCCGAGACGCCGUCAGAGGGUGAGAUCGAUGCCAUGGAACUUGCACAGAGGCUACACUCUGUCAAGGUGGAGGACGAGAAGCCUGCUGUUAUUGACCGACCUCCACCCCCGACAUCCCCUUGA
Messenger RNA from Truncatella angustata, 1095 nucleotides. Its product is annotated as CRAL-TRIO domain-containing protein. Gene Ontology annotation, molecular function: phosphatidylinositol transfer activity. The transcript has 2 exons. NCBI's taxonomy places the organism in Eukaryota, Fungi, Ascomycota, Sordariomycetes, Amphisphaeriales, Sporocadaceae. Bases 1 to 1095 code for a protein of 364 amino acids. The record is from RefSeq and is a predicted model, not a curated record.